UUUUAAUAGUUCGGGGCCAAGUUUGUCACAAAAAAAAAAAAAAGAAAAAACCUAAUGCUUGACGGCUGCUAGGAACCAAAUUGGUAUUUGGAGGCUCCGCGCCCGACUUGUCCUAUACAGCCUACACUACAUUUCAUAAGCGGACUUCACGAGGCAACCAAAAACUACAAGAAGUCAUUCUGACCAACUCCUCCCAGUCUGUUCCUAUUUUUCUACUAUUUCUUUAGUCCGACUCCGAUUUCUCCUUCCUUUUCAUCAUUCGUAAAGACUAUUUGGGGUUUUAUAUUAUAAUAGUAGCAAAGUAAAAAAGUACAGAGCAAUUCGUCGAUCAUUCAGUCAAUCGCGAUGGCUUGCUCAAGUUUUGUGAAGCUGAAUGCAUCGUCUUCCUCCUGGAUCGCUCAACAACCUCUCAAUCAACGCCCUGGAUCCGCCGCCGUUUUGCCCCCUCGCCGUGUUUCCUUUGUCAAGGCGUCCGCUUCUGGAUCUUACUCCGACGAGCUCGUUAAAACCGCCAAAACGGUUGCAUCUCCAGGGAGGGGUAUCCUUGCCAUUGAUGAAUCAAAUGCUACUUGUGGCAAGAGGCUGGCAUCUAUUGGUUUAGACAAUACCGAGGUGAACAGACAAGCUUACAGGCAACUUUUGCUGACCACUCCUGGCCUGGGUGAAUACAUUUCUGGUGCUAUUCUUUUCGAGGAGACACUUUACCAAUCAACUACUGAUGGAAAGAAAUUUGUGGACUGCUUGCGUGACCAGAACAUUGUACCUGGAAUCAAAGUUGACAAGGGUUUGUCUCCCCUGCCAGGAUCCAACAAUGAGUCAUGGUGUCAAGGUUUAGAUGGAUUGGCUUCUAGAUCUGCAGAGUACUAUAAGCAAGGGGCCCGAUUUGCUAAGUGGAGAACCGUUGUCAGCAUCCCUUGUGGUCCUUCUGCUUUGGCUGUCAAAGAAGCUGCAUGGGGCCUUGCACGCUAUGCUGCAAUAUCUCAGGAUAAUGGUCUAGUGCCUAUUGUGGAACCUGAGAUUCUACUUGAUGGAGACCACCCAAUUGAAAGGACCCUCGAAGUAGCAGAACGGGUUUGGUCAGAGGUCUUCUAUUACUUGGCAGAAAACAAUGUCAUGUUUGAAGGAAUUCUCCUCAAACCUAGCAUGGUGACCCCCGGGGCCGAACACAAGGAGAAAGCUUCUCCAGAAACUAUCGCCAAGUACACUCUCACCAUGCUCAGGAGGAGAGUGCCUCCAGCAGUUCCUGGGAUUAUGUUCUUGUCUGGUGGACAAUCUGAAGUUGAAGCCACACUAAACUUGAAUGCAAUGAAUCAAAGCCCCAACCCAUGGCACGUUUCUUUCUCUUAUGCAAGAGCGUUGCAAAACAGUGUGCUCAAGACAUGGCAGGGACGUCCUGAGAAUGCAGAAGCAGCUCAAAAGGCACUUCUGGUGCGGGCAAAAGCAAAUUCCUUGGCCCAGCUUGGAAGAUACACAGCUGAGGGUGAGAGUGAAGAUGCUAAGAAGGGAAUGUUCGUCAAAGGCUACACAUACUAACUUCAGAGAGGCUUGCUGCUUGAUACUCUUGGCUUGCAGUAACUGUGUAGUUCAUGUUCUGUACUCGACAUUUUGCUAGGUUGAACUUAUGAGGAGAAUCAGUAGGAUAAUGGCCUGUUUUACCCCCUCCCCGGGUGCCUUUUUUCUUUCUUUUUGUCGUGAUAGCUAAAUGUUUGAAUAAGGAAUGAAUCUAUCUAAAAAACGACCAGAGAGUGGUCAUCUCAGUACUGAAUUUAUGAGAAAUGUACGAGUUUGAACUGCUUCCCCAUAAUUUGCAUGCAUUCUGUGUUUAAGUGUUUUAACUUGGCAAUCCAAGUAUUUGAGAUCAAUGGCUCUUGCGAAAGGCAGUUUUGAUUCAUAUGCUGCAAAUGCAGAGAUUUUUUUGAGUAUCAG
Molecule: messenger RNA, 1926 nt
Organism: Oldenlandia corymbosa var. corymbosa
Lineage: Eukaryota; Viridiplantae; Streptophyta; Magnoliopsida; Gentianales; Rubiaceae
Source: the annotation of a GenBank genome assembly